UUAGCUUCUCAGCCUCAGGAAAACUUGAGCCAUUCUGAGACUGAGAGUUCUGAGGACGAUCAAGAUGCGCCUCUACAAAUGAACAUGUCAUGGACAACUGUUUCAACCCCAGGAGGAGGUGGAAGUGCAUCGGGUGGUGGCACCAGGGCUGGACUUUUCAGAACUCCUAUUUCUGGUGGCGUGCAGAGUGCCACAUCGGCUCACGGUUUACCUAGACCUGCUUUAGCAGUUCGUAACCUGAUGGAGCAGGCAAGAUUUGCUCACUUGUGCACUGUAAUGUCUCGUAUGCACCACCGACGAGAAGGAUAUCCAUUUGGUUCUCUAGUUGAUUUUGCACCAGAUUCGAUGGGCCGUAAGUCAAUAAUUCUUCAUUUUCUUGAUUAGUUACUUCCGUUCAGUCAUGAAUAUUUG
Messenger RNA from Vigna umbellata (rice bean), 411 nucleotides. The record is from RefSeq and is a predicted model, not a curated record. NCBI's taxonomy places the organism in Eukaryota, Viridiplantae, Streptophyta, Magnoliopsida, Fabales, Fabaceae.